Molecule: messenger RNA, 1047 nt
Organism: Amaranthus tricolor (Joseph's coat)
Lineage: Eukaryota; Viridiplantae; Streptophyta; Magnoliopsida; Caryophyllales; Amaranthaceae
Product: brassinosteroid-responsive RING protein 1-like
Exons: 1
Coding region: 153-668 (171 amino acids)
Source: RefSeq, a predicted model, not a curated record
UCAGACAUCAGGCAUCUCCCUAUAAAUAGAAAUUCCACAGACCUCAUCUUCUUCUUCCCCUGUGGCUGUGGCUGUGGCCUGUAUCUUUGAUCAACCAAUUAAUAUAGUAAGAGUAGCAUCACAAGCAUCAACAGUAAAAGCUUAAUUAAAGCAUGGGAUUUCCAGCAGGAUACACAGAAGUACUCCUCCCUAAGCUUCUGCUUACCACACUCUCCCUCCUCGGUUCCCUCCACAAGCUCAUCCUUUCUCUUCUCCGUUUGUUGGGUCUGUCCUGUUUCAUGGAGCCCGGAAUUGAUGAAUUUGAUCAGGCCGAAGCCAGCCCCAUCCAGUCUCUUUCUUCGGCUGCUUCCCUCAUCCGUGAGAUGCUCCCUGCCUUGACUUAUGCUGAAAUUGUAGCCUCAAAGUGUGGAUAUGAGGCCGAGAGUUGCGCUGUAUGCCUGUAUGAAUUUGAGGAGGAGGACGAGAUCCGACGGAUGAGAAAUUGCCGACACAUGUUUCAUAAGUCCUGUGUGGACCGUUGGAUGGAUCAUGAUCGUAAAACAUGUCCCCUUUGUAGGAAGCCAUUGGUUCCGGAUGAAUUGCAAGAAGAUUUCAAUGAGAAGUUGUGGGCUGCUUCUGGUAUUCCUGAUUUUUAUUCUGAAUAUUCUCAUGUAACCAAUUUCUUAUAGAAGUCGCUAGCUAGUAUUAGUCGUAGAUCUUUAUUCAUAAGGAGAACUAAUUAAGUUUUUGGUUCAAGUCAAAGAACCUGUUUGAAUAAUUAAGCCGAUGUACAUAUUAUUAUAUGAAUACUUGCAAUUCAAAGAAAUUAAACAGGAAUUAAAAGUAUCAUAUAUCGAGUUUUCAUGAGGAGUAAUUUUGUUGAUUUCGUAUGGAGUAAAGAGUUGUCUUUUCCCUCAAUUUGGGAAUACUUGAUUCAAAACAAGAAUUUAUGGAGUUCUAAAUUACCUCAAUUUAGACUAACCUGAAGCAACUUGCGAUUUUAUAUACUACUAUAUCCGGUGCCCCAAUUUGUGUAUAUUAUUAGGUACUUCCCCGUUCCAUCUUGUU